Molecule: messenger RNA, 2425 nt
Organism: Antechinus flavipes (yellow-footed antechinus)
Lineage: Eukaryota; Metazoa; Chordata; Mammalia; Dasyuromorphia; Dasyuridae
Exons: 3
Coding region: 1550-2164 (204 amino acids)
Source: RefSeq, a predicted model, not a curated record
UCUCCUCUUCCUCCUCCUUCCCUCCUCUUCCUCUUCCUCCUCCCCCUCUGGAUAACAAGUGGCCCCCGUGGCCCAGGAACAGCCUCCUCUCCUCCAGGGAGACUGGCCUCCGCAGGAUCCCUCUGCCCGGAGCCCAUCCCGGCCGGCUCCACGUUCCAGUUCAGAGGUCACACGGAUAGUUUGCAGGCUCUUCAGGCCGGAGCCGAGCCCGGGGCUCUCCGAUGCCCUCCUCUCCCGACGUCCUUUAGCUCGAUUCUGCUUCCGAGCCAGCCCCCCAGAGCUGUCAUCUCCAUUUCCAAGGGAGGAAGCCCCCGCUGAAGGGCUCGUCCCGAGGCUGGAUUGGAACCUGGGCCGGGCUCACUGGGGACGCCGCCUGUGGCCGUCGUCGUCGAGAACCUUAGAACGGAAGCGUCGGAGUCGGCUCCUGGUCUGGACCCCGGCGGGCGCCUCAUCCACACGGGCGCCGUCGCAGGGAGGCGCCUCAGGCCCAGAGAACGUGAGCAGCCGCUUCAGACAGGGAUCACCCAUAACUCUUUUGGGGCAAAGACACGGGAGCGCGGUCGUCUCCUUCUCCAGCUCCUUUUACAGACGAGGAAACUGAGGCAGCACCUUCCUGGGCUUCUGGGCUGGCCCUUGAAUCUCUGCACGUGAGGAGGUUCUUCUGGCCAGAGGCGCAGGACGGACUGGUCGGUCUCCCGGCCACAGACAACGAGAGCGGAGCCAGGGCGGCCGUCCCCUCUCCUCUGGCUCAGCUCAGAAGGGCAGCCGGAUCCGGAGGGGGAGGCCCGGGAGCCAGGCCCGCCUCUGCCCCGCAGCCCCGGGGUCGGUCUGUCAGACGCCCGACGGCCCAGAGCUUGGGGGGUUCCAUCUGGUCCAGGCGCUUCUGCCACCGGCCCUCAGAAAACCGUCCCUGCGGGGGCCCCCAAACUUGUCCAGGACGAGAGGAACGGCACCCAGACCCGUCCUUGGGCAGAAUCACCAGGUUGCAGCCCCUGCUGGGCGAGUGGGAGCCCGCCGGCCCGGCUAGGACUCGGGGGCAUCCCAGAGUGGCCAGUCGAGCACCAAGGCUGCCCGGGAGGGAUGUCCCCUGUGUGUGGGGAGACUCGGACCCAAGAAACCCAGAGCUGGAGCCUGGCCUCUGCCCCCCCAGUCACUGAGGGCAUCUGCCUAUGCCCAACCUCCCAGCUGCCUCCUCCUGGCUCCUCCGGCCCUUCUGCCUCUCUCGUGGCCUCCCAUGAUGCCCCGGGUCAGAUGGGCUCCUCCUGCCUUUAUUCCCCCCUAUCUUCUAUCCGGCUUCGGCCAUGCUCCUCUUCCUUCUCCACAGAGCAGAUUGUUGGGGCUCAAUGACCGAGCCCCAGCCCAUGGUUGGGCCCCAGGACAAAGGCCCCCAUCCUCCAGACCACCAGCCCCACACGCAGGGCACUUCCCAGCCCCCAUUCUUUAGGCCUUGCCCAAAGGCCACAUCCUGCAGGAACCCCCCCCCCCGAGGGCUCGGGGGGCGCUAGAUCCAUUCGCUGCUUGUUGUGAGAACAGCUGGGUGGUGCAGGGGAUGCUGCAGGGGGUGCAGGGGAUGCUGCAGGUGGUGCAGGGGAUGCUGCAGGUGGUGCGGGGGAUGCUGCAGGGGAUGCUGCAGGUGGUGCGGGGGAUGCUGCAGGGGAUGCUGCAGGGGAUGCUGCAGGUGGUGCAGGGACGACUAGUCGGGAGGCCCCAGAUCCAAAUCCAGCCUACUCGCGGGGUGGCCCUGGGCAAGUCCCUUCCCCUGCUGCCUCAGUUUCCUCAUCUGUCCGGUGAGUUGAAGAGGAAAAGGGCAAACCCUCUGCUCCCCUUGCCAAGCAAACCCCCAACGCGGUCGCAGAGGUCUCUCCCAUCUGGGCCCGCGUGUGCCGGUGGGGAUGUGGCUGGAGCCACGGCCUCCACCAGAGAGGGCGCCCACAGGACGAGGAGCAGCAGGGCCUUCGCCUUCCUCCAGGCCAGGGGUCGGGCUCGGGCCGAUGAUGGCGGAGCGCAGGGUCCGGGUGGCCGAGGAGCAGAGCGACGGGGGCCCAGCAGGGCGGAGGCCACAGAAUGGACUGGGGGGCAGCCGGACUCCGCCUUCUGUGCCCGCGUUGGCGAUUCAGAAUGGGAGAGGAGGCCGGUGUGCCAGGUGGUGCCAGGCAAGGGCUGAGAGCCCCAGGGGCCCUCUCCUGCAGCCCACUCCCUGCCCCGGCCGCUGCCUGCCUGGGGGCUCCUGCUGCAGCCCGACCUGCCCUGACCCGCCCUCCCCUGCCUCCCUGCGGCCCCUUCCCGGCUCCCGCGCCCGGCCCCUGUCUCCCUAGCGACCGCCAUCUGACUCCGUCUGGCCCGUCCUGGCCCGCCUAGUCCCGGGUGCGGACUCUGUUCCUACGGAAACACCAGCCAGCGCCAACCCCAGUAAGACUCUAGUAAA